AUGACAGAUCAUGAAGCUGCUUCUACUUUUGCUGUCAGCUGUUGCGGCAGCGCACGGGUACAAUAUCCUGUGCAUUCACACAGUACCCUCGAAAAGCCACUUUCAAUUAAUGAAGGGUAUCGUUGACCCGCUUGUGAAAGCUGGUCACCAGGUAACAAUGAUGACAACAUUCCCAGACACGACAUCACAAAAGAAUUUAAAGUACGUCGACGUUAGUAAUAUUAUGAAAGUUAUGCCGACAAAUGUAAAUAUGAUGGAUCGCGGCAGUCAAGACAUGAGCCUAGUUAUGGCAAUGGCAAGGAACAUUUCUCGGUUGGCGAUCGAAACGCCUGCAGUUCGGGAGAUGUUAGUUAAGGAACAGUUUGACGCUGUCGUCUCGGAGUGGUUCUUCUCGGACGUUGAUUCUGGAUACGCAGCUGUCCAGGAAGUACCAUGGAUCCUCCUCAGCGGCAUGGUGAUGCACACCCACAUAGAGCACUUAGUGGAUGCAGUUCGAUCCGUGCCCACCAUACCAGCGCUCAUGAACGACGCUGGCAUACCAAUGGACUUCUACGCACGGCUUAAGAACACAUUCGCGUACCUGUUCAUGACAUUUGCAACAUUAAAGGACUACCCCAUGGUUAAAUCCAACUAUGAUGCAUACUUUACCCCCAUCGCAAAGGCAAGAGGAGUAACCCUCCAACCCUUCGACGAAGCCGUCCACAACAUCUCCAUACUCUUUGUGAAUUCGCACCCCUCCUUCGCACCCGCGCACAGUUUACCCCCCAAUGUCAUCGAAAUAGCAGGAUACCAUAUACCAGAAGACACGCCACCGUUACCUGAGGACCUUCAACUUCUCCUCGACUCAUCAUCCCGGGGUGUGAUCUACUUCAGCAUGGGGUCUGUGCUUAAGUCUACUCAAUUACCAGAAAAGGUGAAAAAAGACAUAAUCUCGAUCUUCGCCGACCUACCUUACACGGUGCUCUGGAAGUUUGAAGAUAAGCUGGACAACUUGCCCAAGAAUGUUCACAUCCGACCCUGGUUCCCGCAGACUAGUGUACUUGCUCACAACAACGUAAAAGUGUUCAUAACACACGGAGGUCUCCUCAGCACUUUGGAGUCACUCAAGUUCGGAGUACCAGUUAUAGCGAUACCAGUGUUUGGAGACCAGCCGUCGAACGCGAUGCGCUGCGUGAGGGAGGGUCACGCGUUGAUGGUGACCUUCUCCUCGGAUAUGGGGGAAGAGUUGAGAGCAGCUUUGAAUGAAAUGUUGGGGAAUGAUAAAUACUACAAGCGCGCCAAGUACCUGUCGAAACUGUUUCAAAGUCGACCGGUGACGCCCACGAAACUCAUACAGCAUUACGUGGAACUGGCCAUUGAAAGCAAAGGUGCCCACCAUCUCCGCUCAAAGUCUCUCCUGUACUCGUGGUACCAACUUUGGAUGCUGGAUCAAAUCGGAUUACUCUUACUCAUUCUCUACAUCAUAUAUAGAGUAUUUAAGAUAAUUGGCAGUUUCUUCAAGAAAGAGAACGUCAAAAAGAAACAAAAAAGAAAUUAGGUGUAUUUUAAUGUGAACUGCCAAACCAGAGCAGUGUGGGCUUAAUUUAAAUCUUAAAAUACUUCCGUAUAGCAGAGACUUUUGCCCAACAGUGGGAAGUUUUAUAAGCGGUUAUUGUUAGAGUUAAGUUUUUUAGACCAAUAAAAAUAUUAUGUAUAAAGGAA
This is a messenger RNA of Melitaea cinxia (Glanville fritillary), 1701 nucleotides long. RefSeq names its product UDP-glucosyltransferase 2-like. Lineage: Eukaryota; Metazoa; Arthropoda; Insecta; Lepidoptera; Nymphalidae. The transcript has 9 exons. Gene Ontology annotation, molecular function: UDP-glycosyltransferase activity. The coding region runs from base 11 to 1537 and encodes 508 amino acids. The record is from RefSeq and is a predicted model, not a curated record.